AUGCCUCCCGGUGACGUUCCUUUGCCAGACAGCCUGGUGCCGGGCAACGGGGCGGUUCGUCCUACGCUGAACACUGGCUAUGGCGGCAGUUAUCAGUCGCAAACCCCCACAUCUCCUGCAGAUAGCAAUCGACCCUUCGACUCGCCGCAUUCGAGAACCGGACCCCGAUCUGUGAAUAGCCCUAUCGAUGGAGGCCCUCCGGAUGGUCGCAUGGGUCGAAGGCUAGAUUCGAAUAACCCCAACUCAAGAGAUCCGUCAACACCUCGAGACCCAGCUGGUUACUGGGAGAGAUCUACGCCGCGCGACCGAUCUCGUCAAAAUGCCCGGCCGCAUACCAAAUCUCCUGGCAGUACGCAGCGGAUCUGCAAGAAAUGCGGAGAGCCGCUCACUGGUCAGUUUGUGCGAGCAUUGGGUGCGACAUAUCAUCUGGAGUGUUUCAAGUGCGAGGAUUGCGGUUCAAUCGUGGCGUCCAAAUUCUUCCCCGUUGAAUCAGAAGAUGGAAGCGGGCAAUACCCCUUGUGUGAAACUGAUUAUUUCCGACGAUUAAAACUUUUAUGUCAUGAAUGUGGUGGGGCCUUGCGUGGAUCAUACAUUACUGCUUUGGAGCGCAAGUAUCACAUUGAACACUUUACUUGCUCUGUGUGUCCCACAGUGUUUGGCGCACAGGAUUCUUACUAUGAGCACGAGGGCAAGGUGUAUUGUCAUUUCCAUUACUCGACUCAGUUUGCACAGCGAUGCCAUGGUUGUCACACGGCAAUUCUAAAGCAAUUUGUGGAAAUCUUCCGCAAUGGCCAAAAUCAACACUGGCAUCCUGAGUGCUACAUGAUCCAUAAGUUUUGGAACGUUCGUCUUGCACCGACCGGCCAACCAUUCGAGCAGCCAGAAUUGGACCUCGAUGCUACCGAUGAAGAACGCAAUAGAAUCCGGGAAGAGGAAGAAACGAUGGAAGAAAAGGUUUACAAGAUCUGGAGUAUUCUGUCCAGUUUUGAAGAGUCGUCGGCUGCAUGCAUCUCAGACAUGCUGCUCCAUGUCAGUAAUGGUGCUUAUAUGGACGGUGUCGUCGUUGCCAAAAGGUUCAUUAGUCAUGUGAACGUUCUUUUCUCAGCGAUUGAUCUCUUAGCAGGGUAUAUUAAGGCUCAGGGGAUGAAAGAUCUUGCCUACGGACGCGAAUCCAAGCUCCUGUGCAAGAAAAUCGUUGCAUUCUUUGCACUGUUGUCCAAGACCCAAGAGACUGGAGUUCGCAAAUUGGGCGUAACUCAAGAGCUUUUGUCUUUGGUGACUGGCCUUGCUCAUUACCUCAAGCUUCUCAUCCGUAUCGGCCUCCAAGGUGCUUUGAAACUCGAAAGGGAAACACGUAGUCCUAGUGGAUUGCAUAACUUUUUGGAUUCCUUGGGUGAUCUCGAGGCCCUCAGACCGGUCGAAGAUGAAGAGUCAGCCUCUGAUUUGAUGGCAGGAGUUGAGAGUCUUGCCGACCAACUCUCAGAUUGCUGCACGGCUUGCAAAGAACCAAUCGACGACGAGUGUGUCAUUUUUGGUGACCUAAGAUGGCAUAUCAAGCCCGCGCACUUUAACUGUGUUGCGUGUCAGAAAGACCUGAUCGCCGAUCUUCAGGACGCGGUAUGGAGUGCAAAGGACAAGCGGCCGUUCUGCCUAAGCUGCGCUGGACAAAAGGGCGUAACUGCUGAUACUACCAACACUUUCAUGCGCGUAAGCAAACUUCAGCAGUUUGUCUUCUUGCUCCAAGUCGCUCUUGCGAGACUUCUAUCUGUUUUGCGUGCAGGAGGGACUUUGCCCCAUACGUCUGAUGACCCCAACCUUAAAGGAUACGAGGCCAAGGAUGGUCAUAGAGCCCCAGAUGCCGACCCUCGCAGAUCGAACACACGAUCAAAGUCCUAUACCAGCUCGGCCAAGGACGGUCCCGAGGAGUCUUCUCUCGAGCAAACAGUGGGAGAAAUGCGGCGACUGCGCUCUAUUCGGAACGAACGUACUUUGUCCACCACCUACAAAAAGGCACGAGCAUCCCGAAUUAUUGAUGGCCCAGAAGGAAGAAGCGUGCGACCUGGUUCUUCCGGUGGCGAAGGCACUGAUCCACGCGGCCCUGGGUUCCAAAUUGUAGAGGAGAAGGAUGCCAAUGGCGAGACCGUUACCGACUUGACCUUUGGAAACCAGGAUGCCUUGACUCUGGAUGACAUCCCAAGGAUCGUUGCUGCGGAGCAAGCCAAGGAGCAGCGACCCAACGCAUACAAACACGCUGGCUCAAAGCUCGUUACAGGAGAACCUAUGCCCAGGUACAACUUUGGCCAUCAGCGUGGUGUAUCCGGUGCCGGAUUGGAUCCUCAUAUGAUUGAAACAGCCGGCAGAACCAAAAAGUACUUUUCCGAACUUUCUGCCCUGGAAUACUUCAUCGUUCGUCACGUUGCAGUACUUUCCAUGGAGCCAUUGCUUGAAGGAUACUUGAACUUGGAAGAGCUUUUGUCUUUGAUUGAAUCGCGAAAGCCUACCAUAUGGAACAUCUUCGGCCGUGCUUUCAAGGAUCCCAAGAAGGGUGGCAAGAAGAAGGGCGCCUUUGGUGUGAGCUUGGACUACCUCGUUGAAAAAGAGGGCACAGAGUCAAGUCACGGCGUCGGCCCCGGCGCACUUCGCAUUCCUGCACUGGUUGACGAUGCUGUCUCGGCUAUGCGACAAAUGGAUAUGUCCGUCGAGGGUGUUUUCCGAAAGAAUGGCAAUAUCAGAAGACUCAAGGACCUCUCGGAUCUUAUUGAUAACAAGUACGAGCAGGUGGACAUGACAAAGGAGAAUCCCGUCCAGAUUGCGGCUCUUCUCAAAAAGUUCCUUCGAGAAAUGCCUGACCCGCUUCUGACAUUCAAACUCUAUCAUCUGUUUGUCAUUUCUCAGAAAAUCCCCGACCCUGAAAAGCAGAAACGGGUACUGCAUCUCACAUGCUGUCUUUUGCCCAAGGCGCAUCGUGACACAAUGGAAGUUCUUUUUGCCUUCUUAAACUGGACUUCAUCUUUCUCACAUGUCGAUGAGGAGUCUGGUAGUAAAAUGGACAUUCACAACCUCGCGACUGUCAUGACGCCAAACAUUCUUUACCCUAACGCCAAGAGCAAUACCGUGGAUGAGAGUUUCCUAGCUAUUGAGGCUGUCAAUGCGCUCAUUGCGUUGAAUGACACCAUUAGCGAGAUCCCUGAAGAUUUGCAGUCGAUUCUCAAUGACACCAGUUUCUUCAAGGAGAAUGCUGAAGUGACCACGAAGGAAAUUCUCAAGAGAUACGGAGACAUCGCCCGGGGAAGUGUUUCAUCGAAGCCCACCAAUGGCGGCGAGACUGUCACGAUCACAAGCUCUAGCAAAGGAACUAGUACCCCUGCUUCGGCACGCAUCGAAACCGACCCCUCGCAGGACGCGGCGUGGCAGAUGCAGAGCUCGGUUCGCCAUGUCCAGAGCCCUGUUGGAGGUGGACACUCCCACUCAACCAGUGCCACUCCGCAUACUGGUAAGGAACUUGCAACUCAACAGCCCGGAGUCUAUCGUGAACGCAGCACCAGCAAUGGCAGUCAGCCGAACUCGAUUCAGGGCGAGGGACAAGGUCAGCAGUUACCUUACAGAGCACGUACAAAUGCCGGUCCCAUGGGAGUUGCCGGUUAA
Molecule: messenger RNA, 3645 nt
Organism: Aspergillus wentii DTO 134E9
Lineage: Eukaryota; Fungi; Ascomycota; Eurotiomycetes; Eurotiales; Aspergillaceae
Product: GTPase-activating protein LRG1
Exons: 6
Coding region: 1-3645 (1214 amino acids)
Biological process (GO): actin cytoskeleton organization; signal transduction
Cellular component (GO): cytoplasm
Source: RefSeq, a predicted model, not a curated record